AUGGGGAAAAUUGCCACAGCUUUGAGUUCAAGACCACAGGGGGAACUCCCUAGCUCUACUGAAGCACCCACUACAUAUGGGGUGAAGAAUGUAGAGACUUGCAAAGUUAUUAAGCUAAGAAGUGGAAAAGAAUGUGAAACACCCCCACGCAAAGAAGCCGGGAACAGUGGAGCCCUGCCUCUUGGAGACAACACUGAAGAAGAAGAAGAAGAAGAAGAAGACGUACCUGCUGAGGAACCGACCUCAGUAGACACUAUAGAAGAUGGAUUUGAUCGAAGGAAGAUGGCUGAAUCAGCCAAGCAACCUCAAGUUAGGACCCCAGUAGUCAAUGAAAAGAAAUUUGUUCUAGAAAGGCCACCUCCUCCUUUUCCUCAAAGGAUUAGGAAGGCAAAAAAGGAGCAACAAUUUGGCAAGAAAUGCUUACUAAAAAGGAAGAGAUUGGGAGAAUUCACCACUGUUGCACUUAAUCAAGAAUGUAGCCAAUUGGUGCAAGGCAAGCUUCCCCCCAAGUUAAAAUAUCCUGGAAGUUUCACUAUACCUUGUAACAUUGGUGAUUCAUUCUGUGGGAAAGCACUAUGUAACCUUGGGGCAAGCAUUAAUCUGACGCCCUUGUCCGUGUUCAAGAAACUAGGGAUAGGCGCAGCUAGGCCUACAACCAUCACUCUGCAGAUGGUAGACAGCAGCAUUUGCUAUCCUCAAGGGAAGAUUGAAGACGUCCUAGUAAGGGUUGAUAGGUUUGUCUUUCUUGCUGACUUCAUCAUAAUGGAUUUUGAUGCUGAUGAAGACAUUCCUAUUCUAUUGGGAAGACCUUUCCUUGCUACUGGAAGAACGUUGAUUAAUGUGGAGAAAGGUGAACUCACUAUGAGGGUAAAUGGUCUAUAA
This is a messenger RNA of Vicia villosa (hairy vetch), 882 nucleotides long. RefSeq lists its product as uncharacterized. NCBI's taxonomy places the organism in Eukaryota, Viridiplantae, Streptophyta, Magnoliopsida, Fabales, Fabaceae. The transcript is spliced from 2 exons. The record is from RefSeq and is a predicted model, not a curated record. The coding region runs from base 1 to 882 and encodes 293 amino acids.